CGUUAGUUUUUAAAAACGAGGCAUUGGUUCUGGAAUUUCUUAGCUAAAAUUUGAAUUAUAAUUGCCAUUAUGUUUCGACUUCAUUGCAACAAGUGUUUUAGUCACAAAAAACACGUCCCAUCGCUGAACUUUUACAUUUCCAACUGCAAGCACAUCCUCUGCGAUGGAUGCAUGGCCGGGUCUUCCAAAGACAGGAAGUGCCCACUGUGUGAAGCCACAUUCAAGCCCAUUCCCAUAAGCCCAAACAUGCCCCAGAAAGUGGCCUACUACUUUGAGGAUCCCAAGCGUUUUUUGGAACUCUAUCGGAAGAUCAGCAAGUUUCAGGCCGAUCAACGUGACUCGGACGAUCGCGGAUUCCAGGUCAAGAUGCGAAAACACCUAGAGAUGAAGCGCAAACUGGACACUUACCUUAGGAUGGAGGAGCAGCUGCAGCAGCACAAGAAGCGCCAAGAGCGGCAAAACUACUAUGACGAUACUCCUAGCUCAGAGGACGGCGAGCGAGGAGUACCCAAGAAGAUGCGCCGUACGCAGCCUCAAACUCCUUCGACCAGCUCGUCGGAGGAGUUCCUCACGGUCGAAGACAAUGAGAGGUUCCUGCAGUAUUUCCAAGCAGCUUUAGCCGAGAAUGACAAGGAACCUGAAUCAUGGUCCAAGCAGCAGAGCACAUCCUUCAAUAAAGUUCUGGACUUUGAUUCUUAA
Molecule: messenger RNA, 699 nt
Organism: Drosophila bipectinata
Lineage: Eukaryota; Metazoa; Arthropoda; Insecta; Diptera; Drosophilidae
Product: RING finger protein nenya-like
Biological process (GO): homologous chromosome pairing at meiosis; protein sumoylation; reciprocal meiotic recombination
Cellular component (GO): synaptonemal complex
Molecular function (GO): SUMO transferase activity
Source: RefSeq, a predicted model, not a curated record